Molecule: messenger RNA, 5587 nt
Organism: Emys orbicularis (European pond turtle)
Lineage: Eukaryota; Metazoa; Chordata; Testudines; Emydidae
Gene: POGZ
Product: pogo transposable element derived with ZNF domain
Exons: 20
Coding region: 242-4303 (1353 amino acids)
Biological process (GO): regulation of DNA-templated transcription
Molecular function (GO): RNA polymerase II cis-regulatory region sequence-specific DNA binding; DNA-binding transcription factor activity, RNA polymerase II-specific
Source: RefSeq, a predicted model, not a curated record
GUCCCCUUUUUGUGUGUGUGUGUGUGUCUGUUGGUCCUUUCUGUGUGUAUCAACCCGCAGCUUCUUUUUUUCGGAAGGGGGGGCAAAAAUAUUUGGGGGGAGCUCAUGCAACCUGCCCUCCCCUCCCGGCCACUUCGCCCUGUAAGAGGUUGUGUGGGGUGCGUGUCACUUUAAGAGCGUGUGCGAGCGAGCCAAGCUCGGCUGAGGAGGCGGCGGCGGCGGCGGGAGACGGAGAGAAAGGAUGGCAGACACCGACCUUUUUAUGGAAUGUGAGGAGGAGGAGCUGGAGCCAUGGCAGAAAAUCAGUGACGUGAUUGAAGAUUCUGUGGUUGAAGAUUAUAAUUCAGUUGAUAAAACUGCUACGGUUUCAGUGAGUCUGCAGCCUGUUUCUGCCCCUCUGCCGAUUGUUGCCCAUGCAUCCAUAGGAGGUAAUCUCUCUACAGCUACAUCGGUCAGUAGCAGUGGGGCUCAAAACAGUGACAGUGCUAAGAAGACACUAGUGACGCUGUUUGCAAACAACAAUGGACCCCUGCCUCAAUCAGUGCACAGGAACAAUGCUGCUGACCGAAUGGCUGGCAACCCUCUUGUUCAGCAAGGUGGACAGCCACUAAUCCUUACCCAGAACCCAACCUCGGGGCUAGGCACAAUGGUAACACAGCCAGUGUUACGACCUGUUCAGGUGAUGCAGAAUGCCAACCAUGUUACUAAUUCACCAGUGAGCAGCCAACCUAUCUUCAUAACAACACAGGGAUUUCCAGUAAGGAAUGUCCGGCCUGUACAAAACACAAUGAAUCAGGUUGGAAUUGUUCUGAACGUACAGCAAGGCCAAACAGUUAGACCCAUUACCCUAGUCCCAGCCCCAGGUACCCAGUUUGUUAAACCAACCGUUGGAGUUCCUCAGGUUUUCUCUCAAAUGGCCCAGGUGAGACCAGGUACAACCAUGCCGGUCCGACCCACUACCAACACUUUCACUACGGUCAUUCCGGCCACGCUUACCAUCAGGAGCACUGUACCACAGUCCCAGGCACAACAGCAAAUGAGCAUUGCAAGCUUUGUGACUGUGAAGAGACCUGGAGUAACUGGAGAGAACAGCAAUGAGGUUGCUAAGCUGGUGAACACACUGAAUACCAUUCCUUCAUUAGGCCAGAGCUCUGGUCCACUUGUGGUUUCUAAUAGCAGCCCUGCACAUGGUUCCCAGAGAUCCAGUGUUUCAGAGUCCUCAUCCUCAUCGCUGAAAGUCAGCUCUUCCCCUGUCCCCACAUUUGAUUUACAAGAUGGUGGCCGGAAAGUCUGCCCAAGAUGCAAUGCCCAAUUUCGAGUGACUGAGGCUUUAAGAGGACAUAUGUGUUACUGCUGCCCUGAAAUGGUUGAAUUCCUCAAGAAAGGAAAAUCCCUGGAACCUGAACCAAAUAUUCAGCCUACAAAGCCUCCAUCUCCAGAAAAAACUGCAGCUGUUGCUUCACCGCCCUCCUCCACACCUAUCCCUGCAUUGUCUCCACCUGCUAAAGCUCCAGAGCAAAGUGAAAAUGCAGGUGACUCGUCCCAGAGCAAACUCAUCAUGUUGGUAGAUGAUUUCUACUAUGGCAGGGAUGGUGGCAAAGUGACUCAGCUUUUGAACUUCCCCAAGGUUCCAACAUCCUUCCGGUGUCCACACUGCACCAAGAGGCUAAAGAACAACAUACGGUUUAUGAAUCAUAUGAAACACCAUGUUGAACUAGAUCAGCAGAAUGGGGAGGUAGAUGUCCAUACUAUCUGCCAGCACUGUUACAGGCAGUUCUCCACCCCCUUCCAGCUGCAGUGCCACUUAGAGAACGUUCACAGUCCCUAUGAAUCAACCACGAAGUGCAAGAUUUGUGAAUGGGCAUUUGAGAGUGAGCCAAUGUUCUUGCAGCAUAUGAAGGAUACCCACAAGCCUGGAGAAAUGCCCUACGUUUGUCAGGUCUGUCAAUAUCGUUCGUCGCUUUACUCUGAAGUGGAUAGCCAUUUCCGAAUGAUCCACGAGGACACACGGCACCUGCUCUGUCCUUAUUGCCUGAAAGUCUUUAAGAAUGGCAAUGCCUUCCAGCAGCAUUUCAUGAGGCACCAGAAGAAGAGUGUUUAUCACUGUAACAAGUGUCGUCUGCAAUUCCUAUUUGCCAAGGAUAAAAUUGAACACAAGCUGCAGCACCACAAAACUUUCCGAAAGCCCAAACAGCUAGAAGGACUGAAACCUGGAACCAAGGUUACAAUUAGAGCAUCUAGAGGACAGCCGCGGACGGUGCCAGUAUCUUCGAAUGAUGCGCCACAGGGCACCUUGCAGGAAGCCACUCCACUGACGACUUCCUCGGACCCCCAGCCCAUCUUCCUGUACCCACCCGUCCAGAGGAACAUCCAGAAGAGAGCAGUCAAGAAAAUGAGUGUCCUGGGGAGGCAGACGUGCUUGGAGUGCAGCUUCGAAAUCCCAGAUUUCCCAAACCACUUUCCUACCUACGUCCACUGUUCGCUGUGUCGUUAUAGCACUUGCUGCUCCAGAGCUUAUGCCAACCAUAUGAUCAACAACCACGUUCCUCGGAAGAGUCCAAAAUACUUGGCCUUGUUUAAAAACUAUACUGCCUGCGGGGUAAAGUUGGCUUGUGCCUCCUGUCUUUUUGCAACAUCUGAAGGUGAUGCAAUGGCCAAGCAUCUGGUCUUCAACCCAUCACAUGAGUUCAGUAACAUCAUUUUCCGAGGGCCCACUUGGAUUUCACAUUCAAGGCACAGCCAGCCCCAUGACGGACUCCUGAAGAACAUAUACUCCACCUAUCCCCCAAGUAAAGCUGCUACUGUGAAAUCAAAGCCUUCGUUACCUGAGAAGGACGAGUUGGAGCCUGAAGCAGUGCCAGAGGCAUAUAAGAGACCUGUAGUUAGUCAGGAGGAAGAGUGCUUAAAUAUCGAUGAUCAAGAAGAAGAACAGCCAGCAAAAGAGCCCGAACCGGCAAGCAGAAAGGAACAACUGUCCGUGAAAAAGCUCCGUGUUGUACUGUUUGCUUUGUGCUGCAACACUGAACAGGCAGCGGAGCACUUCAGGAAUCCUCAGAGGCGUAUCCGGCGCUGGCUGCGGAGGUUUCAAGCUUUCCAAGAAGAUAACUUAGCAUCUUUGUCAGAAGGCAAGUACCUCAGCUUGGAGGCCGAAGAGAAGCUAGCAGAGUGGGUCCUCACACAAAGAGAGCAGCAGCUGCCUGUGAAUGAGGAAACUCUCUUUCAGAAGGCAACCAAGAUUGGCCGGUCCCUUGAGGGAGGCUUCAAGAUCUCCUACGAAUGGGCAGUGAGGUUCAUGCUCAGGCACCACCUCAGCCUGCACACCCGCAGAGCGGUGGCUCACCCUCUCCCCAAAGACGUAGACGAAAAUGCCAGCUGCUUCAUUGAGUUUGUGCAGCGGCAGAUCCACACCCAGGACCUGCCGCUCUCCAUGAUCGCAGCCAUUGAUGAGAUCUCUCUUUUCCUUGAUGUGGAGGUACUGAGCAGCGACGACAGGAAAGAGAAUGCGUUGCAGACAGUGGGGACCGGGGAGCCCUGGUGCGACGUUGUCCUCGCUAUCUUAGCUGAUGGCAGCAUUCUGCCAACACUAGUGUUCUACAGGGGUCACGUAGAGCAGCCUGCCAAUGUGCCGGAGUCUAUUAUAUUGGAAGCAAAGGAGAAUGGGUACAGCGAUGAUGAAAUCAUGGAGCUGUGGUCUUCUAGAGUGUGGCAGAAGCACACGGAGUGCCAGAACAGCAAGGGCAUGCUGGUGCUGGAUUGCCACCGAACACAUCUGUCUGAAGAGGUACUUUCCUUACUGAAUGCAUCCAGCACUCUGCCAGCCGUAGUCCCUGCUGGCUGCAGCUCCAAAAUCCAACCCCUGGAUGUGUGCAUAAAAAGGACUGUGAAAAACUUCUUGCAUAAAAAGUGGAAAGAGCAAGCCAAGGAAAUGGCGGACUCCACAUGCGACUCAGACAUUCUCCUCCAGCUGGUUUUAUGCUGGCUGGCGGAGGUUCUGGAAGUCAUUGGCGACUGUCCUGAACUCGUGCAGCAGUCCUUCCUGGUGGCUAGCGUGCUGCCUGGCCCCGAUGGCACGGCCAACUCUCCCACACGCAAUGCUGACAUGCAGGAGGAGCUGAUCGCCUCUCUGGAGGAGCAGCUGAAGCUGAGCGAUGAGCUGCAGGACGAAGAAGUUGGAUUCCAGGAUAGGACCCGUGCCGAAGAAUCUACAGACCCAGAAAUCCUCCACCAGCUCUUUGAAGGGGAAAGCGAGACUGAAUCCUUCUAUGGCUUUGAAGAUGCUGAUUUGGAUCUGAUGGAAAUCUGAGCACUAAUCUGAGAAUCAUGAUCCAGAAAGGGUUAUUUUUUAAAUAAAUGUUGGAUGAGACCAUUACACUUCCCUGUGGAUUUGUGGGAUUAGGAAAUUUUGUAGGUGAUCACUCAGAUUAAUAGCCAUUUAUGCUGUUCAUUUAUAAGUUUUGUGCUUUUUUUUAAAAAAAAAGAAAGAAAUCACUGUGUUGGUAUUUUCUGACGCUAUAUUGUGGGUGAAUAUUUUUGCGUUUUCUUUACCUCACUGUAUCAUAGUUUUCUGUUUUAUUGUGCAAAAAUGUUUUGAAUUAUACUACAUCGUCAAUGUGACCAUUUCUAAAGAAAGGAAAAAAAAAAUAUGUAGCUAAUGAACCAGUAUAUAAAUCUUUUGGUUGUCUUAACACAGAUUUUUUUUUUUUUUUUUUUUAAACAUUUGACCCAGAGAUUUAGGUUUCUGUAGUAACUUUAGAUAUGAAUUAUUGCUUUAAUGUGUGAAACCUUCUAUUAUUGGCCAUUGAGAUUUGGGUUUUUGUUUCUUUUUUAAAAAAGAAAAAGAAGAGCAAUGACUUUGCUUGUGAAUCUUGACACGGGGUAAAACACGGGGAUAGAAUUUUGCCUGUUCAAUGCCAGCAACGGUUCUUAGGAGCCAUUAGUAUUUGAACUGGGGUUGAACUGAGAUCUAUAUUUAGGGAGUUAGGUGCAGUGUUAAAGCCAGCCUCUCGUUUUUGAGUAGACUUCAUGACAACUGGAGGACACUGUGUGUGAUGGUUUCAUUCCUCCACCCAGGAAACCAUCUGACACCCACCCACCUUGCUCCAAAGAAUUACUGACAGAGGGUACAUGAUGGAAGAGACAAGCCAAGCCUGUCUUGAUCUUCCUGUACAAUAGAUGGGAGCUAAAACUAUAUGGACCAUUAAACAACCUUUUUAAACUACUAGUAGUUGAUAAACCUGCUUUAACCAGUGGCAUCAGACACUACGUUCCUUAGAAUUAGAAAAUCUGAUUUAAUGAAACAAACUGUGAUGUGCACAAAAGGAAGACGUUUGUUUUUAUUUUUCACUGCCAGCUUAAAUUUUUCUACAAUUUGCAUGUUUGAGGGUUUUUUAAUUGUAUGUAUUAUGGUAUAAACUGAAAGCAUUUUGACAUACAAAAAUCAGAAGCACCUGCACCUUUCUGUUUCCAUAGAGGUUUUUGAGAACCUUCCCUAUUACCCAAGGAAAGCAGGAGGCAGCAUGUGCAGACCUGUAAAUGGUUCAUCUUUAAAGUGUACAUAAGUGGAACAUUUAAUAAAACCAGGGAAAUG